Messenger RNA from Clunio marinus, 840 nucleotides. Lineage: Eukaryota; Metazoa; Arthropoda; Insecta; Diptera; Chironomidae. The record is from the annotation of a GenBank genome assembly.
UUAAAAAAGAUUUAGUUCCGUUAUUUUAGACAUCGACACAACAGGCCAUCAUUUAAUUGAUGAGAUUGUUAGCUGCUGUUAAUUGCUGCUUACUCGUAAGAUGCACAAUUUCAAUUACAUAUAAUACUUUUAAUGCAUUUGAAUCCUGGGCACGUCAACGUCAUCAGAUUCGUGUAAUUAACGUCGGAUGCUGCCGUUUGCUGAAAUCUUUACAAAAUUACAAGGCCUUGUAAUAGGUAAUUAGAACAAAAAUUGAAAUCGCAGCACUCCUCGAUUUCCUUGAUUGGCUAGACACCAACAAUGCCAAAGAUUGAAUCAUUUCGUGUAUCGCAAUCAGACGAAAUUUACGCCUUACAUUGUUAUUGAAGCCAUGCACAAAUAUCGUCUUAUGGAACGAUUUGAAAACAUUUUGAAGCGAGUGAAAAGCAUGGCGGGCGAUAGAAAGAAGGAAGUUUAACCUGAAAAGUUCAGAGAGAUUGCAAACAAAUUUAUUUGAGAAAAGUUCAACAUGAAUUGGGAAAGAUUGCAAAACGUGAAGAUAGUGUUUCACGUCAGACAUCUUUGCGAAAAGUUUUCCGAUCAAAUUUCCAGACAUCUCCCUUCUAUCACGUUUUGUGCUGUUGCAUUCCGUCCCAUUCUUGCUGAAGAAUAAAAUAAAAUGAAAGGUCUUUAGAAAAUGUGGAGCGAUGGAUAACGUGACGCAAUUGUUGAAACUGUCAAAAACUUAAAUUCUUUAAAAGAAGAUGAAUUAGUAAAUAUCAUUGAUUCUCAUUUCGAUUCUGAUGAGAAAGCUGUUACACCAACUAUUCAACGCCACGACAGCACCAGUGGUGGUGGAGG